This is a messenger RNA of Plasmodium relictum, 2442 nucleotides long. RefSeq names its product conserved Plasmodium protein, unknown function. NCBI's taxonomy places the organism in Eukaryota, Apicomplexa, Aconoidasida, Haemosporida, Plasmodiidae. The transcript has a single exon. Bases 1 to 2442 code for a protein of 813 amino acids. The record is from RefSeq and is a predicted model, not a curated record.
AUGGAUAAAUUAUUUACGAUAAAUAUAAAUCGAGAUGAAAAUGUUCGCUUAUAUAAAACAAAAGAGAACCAUGAAUAUAUAAAAAUAGGGUGCGAAGAUAUAAGUGAAAAUGAUAGCAUAAUAGAAACUGAAUUAAAGGAUAUAAAUAAAAAUGAUAAUUUUGAUUUACUAGGCGAAUUAAGUAAUAAGCAAGUUGAUGACUAUGAAAAUAUUAGAAAAAAAAUACGAAAAUAUAUUCUUAAAUGCUUUGAAGAUGAAGAUAUUUUAAAUAAUCAAGAAAAAAAUUCAGAAAAUUUAUCUAAUGAAACAAAUGUUGAUUAUACGAAUUCUAAGUUAAGCUUAAGAAAAGAUAAAAUUAUUCAAAUAAUUACAUUCUCAUCUCAAGAAAAAUAUAAAAAAAAUAAACUAAACGAAGUAAACAGUAGGUAUUACAUUGAUUCAAAGCCUUUAGGUGAAAAAGAAAGAAGUGAUUGUGACAAUGUAGAUACCUUUAUUGAUGAUGAUUUAUUUAUAAAAGAAAUGACGGACCGAAUAAAAAAUAUGAAUAAUAAUUCAAAAAUAAGUAAAGAUAAAGAAGAAGAAACAAAUAAGAUGAAAAAAAAAAAUGAGAUAGAAGAAUUUAAUUUUACAGAAGAUGAUAAUAGUGAAAAUAUGAACCUUCUAAAUAAAAAGAAAAAGAAGAAAGCAAAAAAAAAUGUAACAAAUAUGAUUACUGAAAAUUCUGUUUUUGAUUUAAGGUUGAAUAAAGUAAUGGAAGAAUUUAAAGAAAAAAUAAAAAAUUGGUUAGUAAGAUUUCCAUAUAUAAAUUCUGAAAAUUUCUUUUUUCAUUUAUAUUUUUUAGUUGAAUCAUAUAAAGAUAAAAAAAUUUUAUGUCAACAUUGUGGUUCUGCUGAUUGUGAGAAAGAUGAAUUUUUAAGAUUUAAAUGUAAAAAUAUGUUUUGCUUUUUAUGUAAUAUAUGUGUAUUUGGAUGCAUGUGUCACAAUACAAGAACUCAGUAUAUCGCAUUUAAAUCUAGUAUUAACUUACUAAAUGAAUAUAAAAAUAUAAAAAUUCCAUUUAAAAGUAUAUCCUGUUUGAAGUGUUUAAAAAAUAACCAUUAUAAAUGUGGAAAUCCUCCAUAUAUAUUUGGAAAAUAUUCCUAUAAUUUUAGAAGAGGAUUUAGCAAUAAAAUAGAUCCAUCAUAUUACGUAUAUUUGAAAAAUCCUCACAAUAUAUGGGAACUAAAUAAUGUAAAUAUAGAUAAAUAUAAAAUUAAAAAUGAUAAAAAUAUUGUAUCAAGUUUAGAUAAAUACUCCAUAAAAAAUUCUAAUCAUAUGAAUGAAAAUCUUAAUAGAAGUAAUAAAACAAAGCAUAACAAUAAAUAUAACUCAAUUCAUGAUAAUGAUAGUAAUAAUAAUAAUAAUGAUUAUAAUUAUAAUAAUUAUAAUAAUUAUAAUAAUUAUAAUAAUUAUAAUAAUAAUGAUAAUAAUUAUAAUAAUAAUAAUAAUGAUAAUAAUUAUAACGAUUUUUAUAAUAAUAAUUACAAUAAUAAUGAUAAUAAUUAUAACGAUUUUUAUAAUAAUAAUUAUAAUAAAUUUAGUUCUUAUAAUACAGAAGAACAAAGAAAUAAAAAUCAAAAAGAAAUAUAUGAUAAAAAUCCGUUAAAAAAAAGUUCACAAAAAUAUAAGCAAAAAAGAAAUUAUCCUUUUAGUAGUUUAGAAAAUAAUAAUAUAGAUACAAAAAAUAAAAAACACAAAUGUUUAUAUCACGAUAACAAUAAAAAUAAUAUUAUAAAAAAUAAUAAUUAUAGUAGUCAAAUUAAUUUUAUGAAAAAUAAUAAUUAUAAUAAUCAAAUUAAUUUAACAAAAGAUAAUAUUUAUGAUACUAAUAAAUGUUUUACCAAAGAUAAUAGUUAUAAAAAUAAAUAUUUCCAAGAUAAUAAAUUCGAUAACAAUAAAUUUAAAAUAGAAAAUAAUUUUACUUAUGAUGAUAAUUAUAGUAAUGACAACAAAUGUUUUCAAAGCAACAAUAGAUAUUAUAAUAAAAAUAAAUUUAUGCAUGAUAAUAAUAAAAGUGAUAAUAAAAAUAAAUAUAAUGAUAAAAAUAAUAUUUCUAAAAAUUAUAGUAACUAUAUGCAAAGUAAAACAAAGGUAUAUAAAAACUCCAAUUUUUCAAAUGUUAAUUAUUAUAAUGAAUAUCAUAAUUUGCAAAAUAAAAAUCACAUCCAAAAUAAACUUAUAAUAGACGAAAACAAUAAUUCUCAUAUGAAUAGAAAUUUUUCUUCAGUUUUUCAUAACCAGAAUUCUAAUAAUAACGUAAAUAUAAACAUUAAAAAUAAGAAUUUUAAUAAUAACAAUAAUACUACAAAUAGUUACAAUUAUCAUAAUAAUAAAAGACCCCCUAAUUUAUAUAAAGAUGCAUUUAAAAACAAGAGUGCUAAUAAAAAAAAUAGUCAUCAUUAA